Molecule: messenger RNA, 2382 nt
Organism: Amaranthus tricolor (Joseph's coat)
Lineage: Eukaryota; Viridiplantae; Streptophyta; Magnoliopsida; Caryophyllales; Amaranthaceae
Product: protein LEO1 homolog
Exons: 12
Coding region: 100-1989 (629 amino acids)
Biological process (GO): transcription elongation by RNA polymerase II; positive regulation of transcription elongation by RNA polymerase II
Cellular component (GO): nucleus; Cdc73/Paf1 complex
Molecular function (GO): RNA polymerase II C-terminal domain phosphoserine binding
Source: RefSeq, a predicted model, not a curated record
UAUAUAUAUAUAUAUAUUACUACUAAUUACUAAAAUUCAAAGUGAGGACGUAAUUUGGAAAACCACAGAGAGUGAAGAGAGCGCAAGAAAUUGUGAAAGAUGAAGGAUGAAGAAGAAAAUCGCCAACAAAUGAUGGAGAAUCUUUUCGGAGUCAAUUCCGAAGAUGAAGAUGAAGAAGAGGAGGUUGAUUCCGAGCAUGAAUCCAACCAUCACCGCCCUAAUUAUAUCUCCGAUGAAAAUGAUGGAGGUUUUGAACAAGAGGUUGAAAAUGAAGCUUAUGUAGAGGGGCAAGGUGAGGCAGAAGACCAAAGUGAAGGUGAAUACCGUGAAGAAGAGCCUGAAGUUGGAGAAAGUGAAGGUGAAAGAGAACAAAGUUCCCAUGAUGUAGAAAUAGACGAGCAACAUGAAGAAAGUGAGGCAAGAGAAACCGAAAGUGACGAGAAAGAAGGUUAUGCCCAAAAGGUGGUGACUAGUAGAAGAAGGGAACUCAUUGACAGUGGAUCAGAAAGGUCUGAUGAUCAAGAACCCCAUUACAUUGACCCUGAAGAUGAAGAAGUUGGUCAGACCAGAAGUCAUGGGGGAUCUCCUGAAGAGGAGAGGGAUCUUACCCACCCCGAAGCUCAAUCAGCUGCUGAAAUCCGUGAAGUGUUUGGAGAGUCAGAUGAAGAAUUGGCAGAUUAUGGUGCUCAGCAUGAUAUGGAGCAAAGAUCCCCUAUCGAGGAAGAGGAGAGCUAUGAGAAGAAUUUGAGGCCAGAUGAUUUAGUGCGUGAUGAAGAUGCUCAAUAUGGGUCAGAAGAGGAAAUCGAAGCUAAACUUAAGGAGAAACCUGUUGGCCCACCAAUGGAGUUAGAAAUACCUUUGCGUCCACCACCUGCAUUGCCGGACAAGAUGAACAUGAUCAGAGUUUCGAAUAUCAUGGGCAUUGAUCCGAAACCAUUUGAUCCUAAGACAUAUGUAGAAGAGGAUGUUUUUGUGACUGAUGAAUCCGGUACGAAAAAGCGAAUUCGCUUGGAGAACAACAUUGUCCGUUGGAGAACUGUGAAAAAAGCAGAUGGAACAAUAUCUUAUGAGAGCAAUGCCCGCUUUGUGAGGUGGUCAGAUGGCAGUCUACAGCUUCUUUUAGGGAAUGAGGUUCUUGAUAUAACCGUGCAGGAUGCUCAGCAUGAUAAUGCAUACCUAUUCCUUAGACACGGCAAGGGAAUUCUACAAUCACAAGGAAAGAUUCUCAAAAAAAUGAGAUUCAGGCCAUCAUCUCUGGCAUCCAAAUCUCAUCGGUUGCUGACUCAAAUUGUGGAUUCAAGGCAUAAAAAGGUUUACAAGGUUAAGAACUGUAUUACUGAUGUUGAUCCUGAGAGGGAAAAGGAGCAAAAAGAAAGGGCUGAAAGUCAAACUAUCAGAGCCAAUUUGCUUCUUAACAAGAAGCGGGAAAGGGUGAAUCGGAAGUACACAAAAUCGAUGGACAGAGGACGGCGACUUUCUCCUGGAUUUUUAGAAGAUGCACUUGAAGAGGAUGAUGAAGCAAAUUACUAUGAAUCUCGUCGUCCAGUAUCUAGGCACCGUUUUGAGGACGAGCUGGAGGCAGAAGCUAGGGCUGAGAAGCGCAUUAUAAAUGCGAAGAAGGCACAAGGAUUCAAAGAUAUGUCACGGAAACCUUCAGCUGGUUCAAAAACAUCUAGACGCCCAGUGGAUUUCGAUGAUAGCGAUGGAGAGGCUUCGGAAUAUGAAACUGAUGGUGGGGAAGAGGAUAGAUCCCCUGAACGCAGGAUGGAGGAUUCAGAGCCAGAAUGGGAGGAUUCAGAGGAUGAGGAGCAAGAGGAAGUUGCAGCUGACGGUGGAGCUUCAGAAGAGGAGGCUGAGGAACCAAAGCAGAUGGGCAGAGAAGCUACAGGUAGUAAGCGCAAGGAGAUAGAGUCUGAUGAGGAGUCUCCUCGCAAGAAGCCUACAGCACAUCGUCGGAUGGCAGUUGUUUAUGAUAGUGAUGAUGAAUGAUCCUUUGAACUGAUGAGAAGUCAUGCUUAUGAGCAAAACACGUCCCAGGGACUUCGGCACAGUGCUUAUACUGGUUGCUGAUGCAGCUUCAAUACUCAAUUGCAAAAGGGGCGGAAGAGAAAGGAGAGGACGUCUAAAUAAGUAACAGGGACAAUUAGGGUUUGAUUUUAAUGCUUAUCUUUCUCAAAUGAUGGUUUGAUUUUAAUGCUCAUGUUUCUCAGAUGAUGGAAUACGAUUAAUAAACUGUAACAGCUUCUACUUAACAUAAUUUUGGCUUCGUGUACUUGUCAUAACUUUUUGGUUCUCAUGAUUUUUGCUUCUCUACUUGUUUAUAAGAGGUAUAUAGCAAUUUUUUUUGAAAUGAAGGUAUAUAGCAAACCAUGUUUCUUGUUU